UUUCAUAAACAUCAGAUCAUAUCAACUGCAUAAACAUUGUAAAAAGCAAGAAGCAUGGAUGAACCGAAACGCAAUAUAGCUCAAGUUCCAGAAGAAGCUCAUAUCGAGGUCAAGAAAAGGCCCAACUCUGAGAUAGAACAAAUGAAGGAAAGAUUUGCAAAGUUGCUUUUGGGAGAAGAUAUGUCGGGUCAUGGCAACGGGGUUUCAUCGGCUUUGGCUCUAUCGAAUGCAAUUACAAAUCUAGCCGCUUCUGUAUUUGGAAAACAAAAUAAAUUGGCUCCGAUGCCCGAAGAUUUAAAAAAGAGAUGGAGAAAAGAAGUUAAUUGGCUCCUAUCGGUUACAGACAACAUCGUUGAGUUCGUUCCAUCUCAACAACAAGCAAAAGAUGGAUCAAAUAUGGAGAUUAUGGUCACACAACAACGAAGAGAUCUCCUCAUGAACAUCCCCGCCAUAAAGAAGCUUGAUGCCAUGCUCAUUGAUUGUUUAGAUAACUUCAAAGAUGAGAAAGAAUUCUGGUAUGUGGCAAAGGAUGCAGAUGAAUCUGAAAAAGGUGUCCAGAGACUUGAUAGAUGGUGGCUACCAAGUGUUAAAGUUCCUGAAGGAGGUCUUUCAGAUGAAACAAGAAAAUGGAUGCAGCAUCAAAAGGAAUGUUGCAAUCAAGUUCUUAAAGCUUCCAUGGCCAUUAAUGCUCAAGUUCUUUCAGAAAUGGAGAUCCCAGAAACCUACAUCGAAACUCUCCCCAAGAAUGGUAAAGCUAGCCUAGGAGAUUCGAUCUACAAGAGCAUUACAGAUGAGUAUUUUGAUCCUGGAGAAUUCCUAGCUUCCAUGGACACAUCAUCAGAUCAGAAUGUGAUGGAGCUCAAGAACAGAAUAGAAGCUUCAAUUGUGAUAUGGAAGAGAAAGAUGAAUCAAAAAGAGUUGAAAUCUUCAUGGGGUUCAAGCGUAAGUUCAGAAAAAAGAGAAGUAUUUGAAGAAAGAGCAGAAACCAUUUUACUCCUCCUGAAACAUAGAUUCCCAGGACUUCCACAAUCAUCACUCGACAUUAGCAAAAUCGAGUACAAUAAAGAUAUUGGUCACGCUGUACUCGAGAGCUAUUCGAGGGCGUUACAGAGUUUGGCGAACACAGUGAUGAACAGUAUAGAAGACGUACUUUAUGCAGAUGAAGUUGUACGAAAUCCAGAAAUGGAGACGAUGAUGAUGAAGAAGGAGCAAUCAGUGGAUGUUGUAGCACUAUCAAUAUCAUCACCGCGAGCGAUACGUGGAGUGAAGGAUUGGACGGGAGUUCAUAGUCCUAAAGGAAAACCUAGCUCGAUGAAUCUGUUGGAUUCCAUGGGGUGGGGUUUUGAUCAAGGGAAAAUGGAGAUGAUGAAUGGGAACUCUAGUCCAGUGAAAAUUUUGACGAAAGCGAAGAUGUCGUAUAUUGAGAAGCUUGAGGCUUAUGGAUUAAGAAGCCCAACUGCUAGACAUUAAUCAUUAAUGGCUUCCUAACUGUUAGAACAAGGAAAAGGAAAAGGAAAAAGCAUUGUGAGAGUGAGGUGAAAAGAGUAGGAGUAGUGAUUCGAGCUGUCAAGAUUUUUGUUUCGAAUUAUGGCUUUCUAUUGAUCGAGACUGGUGUCCAAUUUAAGUAGCAAAGACGGGGACAAUUCUCCUGUAUCAUAACACUUUCCAUUUCAUAGAAUGUGAAUAUGAAUAAACUUCUUUUUGUCA
This is a messenger RNA of Lactuca sativa (garden lettuce), 1707 nucleotides long. RefSeq names its product rho guanine nucleotide exchange factor 8. Gene Ontology annotation, molecular function: guanyl-nucleotide exchange factor activity. The record is from RefSeq and is a predicted model, not a curated record. Lineage: Eukaryota; Viridiplantae; Streptophyta; Magnoliopsida; Asterales; Asteraceae.